AUGGAUCUCGACGCCGGUGACUCCCCGUGGGGCGACGUGCCUUCGCAAUCUAGCAGCAGCCGUGAUGCCCCACGGUCUGAACUCGAAGAAACCACUCCCGAUCAACCUACACAGCAAGCUAGCUCCGCUGCCCCCCGUUCUCCCGUACGACGAGGCCCCCGAGGCACCCGCAGAAUCAAUGCGCAGGCAACCAAACUAGAAGCCGUGGAUGAUUCGUUCGAUCCGCUGGGUCCGCUCGGAGACAAGGCGGAGAGUGGCCCCCAUGAACAAGCACCUACCCCGCCGCAGAAGGAGGCCUUCUCAGGGCGCAAUGUUCGUCCGACAUCAUCCGCAUCCCAAGCAUCCAGCGGCACUGGUUUGGCGGAUUCCGUGAACCUGGAAGAGGACGGUGCAGGGUUUCGAGGACCCCCGCCGGUACAACUCCCUAGCGAUGUGGAAGGGUCGAAACGUCAAUCCCAGCCCAGUAUCAGUGUGGAAAAGGCUGCGAACCCGACUUUUGACAUCACUGUUGGUGAUCCGCACAAAGUGGGAGAUCUUACCAGCAGUCACAUUGUAUAUCAAGUGAGAACCAAGACGUCUUCCAAGGCAUACCGACAACCCGAAUUCACCGUCAGUCGCCGAUACCGCGACUUCCUGUGGCUGUAUAACUCGAUGCACAACAACAACCCCGGUGUUGUGGUCCCCCCUCCCCCGGAGAAGCAGGCGGUAGGCCGAUUCGAUACGAACUUUGUCGAGACCAGAAGAGCUGCCCUGGAGCGUAUGCUGAACAAGAUCGCGGCGCACCCUAUUCUUCAGCAUGACGGCGACCUCAAAAUCUUCCUUGAGAGCGAAACGUUCAACAUGGACGUCAAGAACAAGGAGAAUCGGGAACCAGAUCUGGGCCAGAGCAAGGGUAUGUUCAGUUCGUUCGGUAUCAACGUUGGCGGUGGUGGGAAAUUUGUCGAACACGAUGAUUGGUUCCACGACCGGAAGAUCUACCUGGAUGCUCUGGAGAAUCAACUCAAGGCAUUGUUGAAGUCCGUUGACACGGUGGUUGCCCAGCGCAAGGGAUUGGCCGAAGCUGCAGGUGACUUUUCGGCUUCCCUCCAUGCGUUGGCAGCUGUCGAGCUGUCCCCGGCACUUUCUACUCCUCUGGACGGUCUUUCCGACCUGCAGCUGCGCAUCAGAGAGCUGUACGAGCGCCAGGCGCAACAGGAUGUCCUGACCCUGGGCAUUACGAUCGAUGAGUAUCUUCGUCUGAUUGGAAGUGUUAAGACGGCCUUCAACCAGCGACAGAAGGCCUUCCACAGCUGGCACGCAGCGGAAGCAGAGAUGCAGAAGCGCAAGCACACCCAGGAGAAACUUCUCAGGCAAGGCAAGACCCAGCAGGAUCGUCUAACUCAGGUCAAUGCCGACGUGGCGGACGCCGAGAGGAAGGUUCACCAGGCGCGGUUGUUGUUCGAAGACAUGGGCCGGCUGAUGCGAAAUGAGCUGCAACGAUUCGAGAAGGAGAAGGUCGAGGACUUCAAGUCUGGCGUUGAGACUUUCCUGGAGAGCGCGGUUGAAGCCCAGAAGGAGUUGAUUGAGCUCUGGGAGACGUUCCUCCUGCAACUCGAUGCGGGCGACGAGGGCAAUCCCCUAUACGCCCCUGCGGGCAGCGAUGGUCCCACGCAGCCUGCAGUCGAAGGAACGGCCCCGGCAUCCACGGCAGAAGAGGCAUAG
Aspergillus heteromorphus CBS 117.55 is the source of this 1701-nucleotide messenger RNA. Its product is annotated as sorting nexin 1. Lineage: Eukaryota; Fungi; Ascomycota; Eurotiomycetes; Eurotiales; Aspergillaceae. The transcript is spliced from 6 exons. Bases 1 to 1701 code for a protein of 566 amino acids. Gene Ontology annotation, cellular component: endosome. Gene Ontology annotation, molecular function: phosphatidylinositol binding. The record is from RefSeq and is a predicted model, not a curated record. Gene Ontology annotation, biological process: retrograde transport, endosome to Golgi; protein retention in Golgi apparatus.